Gloeophyllum trabeum ATCC 11539 is the source of this 795-nucleotide messenger RNA. RefSeq lists its product as uncharacterized. The transcript has a single exon. The record is from RefSeq and is a predicted model, not a curated record. Bases 1 to 795 code for a protein of 264 amino acids. Lineage: Eukaryota; Fungi; Basidiomycota; Agaricomycetes; Gloeophyllales; Gloeophyllaceae.
AUGUCCAACGACCCCGCCGUUUCAGCGCACUCUGCGCACAACCCGUUCAGAGAUCCGGAGACUCACUACGCGCCCCCUCCCGGAGAGCCCCCGGAACAGCCCGAAGCGCACUAUGCGCCCCCGCCCGGUCCCCCGCCGGCACAGUCAGACGACGGCCAGUACCAACCGCACUACGCCCCGCCACCCGGCCCUCCUCCGCCAGACCCACUAGACCAACCCAACCCAGCCGAAGCGCCGCCGCCGUACUCGAAGACCCCCCCGGCGUUCCUCCCCGAAACCCCGGACACGCCGUUCAUCACCAUCACCCUGCCGCCCACGCCGCCGACCUACCGCCCGCUCGACCCGCCGCCGCCGUGCUUCUCCACCCCCUCGCCCCUCCGCGUCCACUCGCACUCGUUCGCGCCCUUCCGCGUCCCGUCCAACACCUCCCGGCUCGCGGACGGGUUCCAGCCGCUCUACCCGCCCGAGCUCCUGGGCAAACACGGGAUAUCGGAGGCGGACUGGGCGAGGUUCCUCGCUGACAUCCGCAUCACCGCGCAGCUUGCGGAGCAGGGCAUGAGCGCGGUCGCGCCUUAUAGGGGCACAGCGAGCGCCAUUGUCAUGAGGGCGGGGAACGUCGGGAGGCAGUAUGAUUCUGCGUUCGCGAAGACGCCGGUGGAUGAGGUCAGGGGGCUGUUGCAGGUGUGGAACGAGAGUGCGUUCGAGAGGAGGAAGAUGAGGGUUACUUUGGUGAUCAGGGCUGACGAGACGAACAGAAGGAGGGAAGGGUAUGAUCUGCUUGUUGACGCGUUAUAA